This is a messenger RNA of Ceutorhynchus assimilis (cabbage seed weevil), 7588 nucleotides long. The record is from the annotation of a GenBank genome assembly. Lineage: Eukaryota; Metazoa; Arthropoda; Insecta; Coleoptera; Curculionidae.
CUCGAAGAUUCAUAAAGGCGUUUUUAAUCAUCUUCUCAAGAUGUUGGAUGGGAUACCAUCGCCAUCUUUCAACAGAAACGUCUUAGCAGUGUUUUUCUAGAAUACUGCUUCAAAUUUGUUUUGACAUUUUUGUAGGGCAUCAAGAGUUGAAAAUAUCAUCAUAAACUCAAUAAAAGUAAGGUUUUCAACCUAAGUAAUCCAAGGUUUCCUGUUCUUUUUUCUAAAUUUUUAUAAUCGGAAAUGGACGUUCAAAGACAUCAGUCAACAAGACAUGGAACCUGCUCAAGGGAUCCUCAGUAAGCAAAGUACCCGACCACACUACACAAGAAAUCAUCAUCCAACCCUGUAUAAACAUAAUCCAAAACAGAAGCAGAGCUAUUCGUGAUUCUAUGGUUGGCGAAUUAACAUGCAUCUUAAGAUUGAAUGAUGUUCUACUCCCUUUGCAGAACAACAUUUAAUUUGAUGCCAACGAUCUGGCAAAAAACAACCUCUCUAAAAAUACACUGCCACUACAUUAUGGUGGGUACCCCCAUGAAUAGAGUUCUUUCAACAAUGAUUGAUACUGAAUUAUAAUCUGGUAUAGAGGUAUAGGUUCCUCAUCUUUGAGCCAGCACUCCUGUAAUACUCCGGACUUACUGCCUCAAAUUUGUUUUGAAGUUGAUGGGAGAUCAGGGUUUGAAAAUUUCAGAAAACUCGAUGAGAGUGAGGUUUUUAUCCUUCUUCUUGAAAUUUUGGAUGGGGUAUCGUUACCAUAUUUUAGCAAGGACUUAACAUGGUAUGUUCUAGAAUACUUCCUGAAAAUAGUUUCGCAAUUGAAAGGGUAGGGUAAAGAAGGUUUAUUAUCUAAUACGUUUGUCCAUUAUCCUAUGUAAUCUACUGAAAACACGUUUAAUGUACUCGUUAAGAAACAAACUUUGGAACCUACUGUAUACUCAGCGCCAUCGGUUUUACCGCUUGCUGUUGUUUAAAUAAAAAUAAAAAAAAGUCAGUGGAAGCACGAGAAAUAAUUAUUAUCAAAUAAUAGAGAAAGUUUCUGCACAUAAUUUUGAAGUUGGUUUCUCUUUCAGCAAAUUUGAACCCAAACUCAAUCUUUGUGUAGUUUUAGAUUAAUUUGAGAAACAAAAUAACCAUAAAAAUUAAACCUUGACACUUUACUUUUGUGUUUUAGGCCAGCUAACCACAUUAGAACAAAUUUUAGAAAUGUUUUAAUCUAAAAACCACAAAAACCAACAAAUUUUCAUGCAUAAUAAUGCACAUAUUCGUCAAAUUCUUUUUGGCUACUUUUUCAAAGUGAUUUUUGUAUACGAGCAGAUUUCAAUUAUGAAAAAAAUUAUGUAAGUACCAGACCUAUUCAAUUUACAUUAUGUUCUAGCAAAUAUAAUGAAAAAACCGAUAUCAUGCUGCUAUCGUCUAUCAAAAAAAAAGAGAUUUCCAAAAAUAGGCUUAAAGAAUUCAGUCGCUCACCUGUAUCGAAUAGCAUUUUUCAGGAAUUAAAUUUAUGCUUGAUUGAUGUAAAACAACAGGAAUUAUAGGCGCACUUAGCUGCAAACCAAAACUCUAUUUGGAAUUAUUUAAAAACAAAACAAAUAUGUGUGUUUGGCAGUACCAAUUAAAAUGUAACUAUUAUUUCUCCACACUAUAAAAUUCCUAAAAUUGAUUACUGAUGAAUGAUUAAUACAUUAGUAAUUACCUGUUCGAAGCACUUUAAACGAAAUUUUGCUUUUAGUAUGUCUGGUUUUUGCGUUUUGUUAGCACACUGGCGAUAAUAAUAAUCCAAUGGCAACAAUAGAUAAGAAAUCUCCUUGAUAAUGAUAAAGAAGGCAAACACUCCCAACCCAUAACAGUAUUUAAUUGAUUAUAAGAAUAUUUUUAAAUUGUCUGUGAAUCGUUUUGCUAGAAACGCGAGUGUUUAGUGAAUUAGUCAUGAUGAUGGUGAAUCAAAAAGAUGCUUCUCCGAGAAUUCCGCGUUUAGGAGCUAUUGAAAAUAGUUCUUUAGCUCAGAGGAGAGCUUCCAAGGGUUCUAAGGAUGAUUUAAGUUAUUAUAGAUAUGAGGAAUAUGAUAAUGUGCCUUUGACUCCAAAACCUAUUAAUGAGCAGAGUUUGAAAGUGUCAUGGGUAACCAACAUUGCCAACAUGUCCAGAGACAACAUGCUCUGCUCGAAAUGUGGAGAAGGCUUCGAAGCGCAAGAGAAGAUAGUCAAUUCUACAGGGCAGUUAUGGCAUCAACAAUGUUUUGUGUGUGCCCAGUGUUUCCGCGAAUUCGCAGAUGGCGUUUUCUACGAGUAUGAUGGAAGAAAGUAUUGUGAACAUGAUUUCCAUGUGCUUUUUGCUCCUUGUUGCCAACGUUGUGGCACAUUCAUUAUUGGGAGAGUCAUCAAAGCCAUGAACUCGUCCUGGCACGCUGAAUGCUUCCGAUGCGAAAUGUGCCAGCUGGAACUGGCCGACACUGGUUUUAUUAAAAACGGAGGCAGAGCUUUGUGCCAUGAGUGCAAUGCCAAAGUUAAAGCUAUAGGACUCGGAAAAUAUGUUUGCCACAAAUGCCAUUCUAUGAUUGAUGAUCAACCCCUUAAAUUCCGCGGCGAAGUUUAUCAUCCCUACCAUUUCAAUUGUACAGCUUGCGGGGUCGAGCUGGACGCCAACGCUAGGGAAGUUCGUAAUCGUCCAGGAUUGGCUAAAAAUGACACUAACGAGUUGUACUGUUUGAGGUGUCAUGACAAAAUGGGAGUUCCGAUUUGUGGUGCUUGUAGAAGGCCUAUUGAGGAACGUGUGGUUACUGCUUUAGGCAAACAUUGGCAUGUAGAGCAUUUUGUCUGCGCCAAAUGUGAGAAACCCUUCUUCGGCCAUCGUCAUUACGAGAAAAAAGGUUUGGCCUACUGCGAAACUCAUUAUCAUCAACUUUUUGGCAAUCUGUGCCAUCAUUGCAAUCAAGUUAUAGCAGGCGAUGUAUUUACUGCGUUGAACAAGGCCUGGUGCGUCCACCAUUUCGCUUGUUCAGUUUGCGAUCAGAAGAUGAAUCAAAAAACCAAGUUUUACGAGUGCGAUCUGAAACCGGUUUGCAAAAAGUGCUACGAGAGGUUCCCUAAGGAGUUGAGGAACCGUUUGAGAAGGCAACAUGAGGCUACGCCUAGGAGAGCACCCACACCGAGUGACUAAAUAAUUAACAUUAUGAGUAAAACUGGAAUUCUUUGAUUUAUUAAAAACACUAGUCGCGUUUGUUUUGGAAAUAUUUAACGUUUACUAAUUUUUCUUCUAAAAGAAAAGCUUAAUUAGAUUGUAAGUUGAUGUUAGAGUUUGCGCCUUAAUUAAGAGCCUAAGUUCUGAAAUCAAUGUGCCUCUAGGUAGAAUGUUGUAAAAACUAAAAAUUACAACAUAUUUUUCUACAUUUUAAAAUAGACUAAAGCUUUACUAAUUAAUAUUGACAGGUAUGUAUUUAUUUCUAUUAAUUAUUUAUAUAACUUUGUUUUUUUCACAUACAAAUUUCUGGGUGAAUGUUUUAUUUCUGGUGCUUUAAUCAUUAAUAUAAUAAUAGUAUGUGUUAAUGUGCCUUACAUAGAAUUAAAAAUAAUAAUUUAAUGAUAGAUUUAAAACAAAAAUUAACGUGUAUUUGAUUGUAUCAUUUAUAAUGUGAAAGUCCCUUGAAAUGAAGCUUAAAGUCGAAAGUUUAUUUAAUAAGUGCAGCCAGAGAGAAUAGAGAGUUAUUGGAACUAAUAAAUACUGCCUUGCAGUAUUAAGGAUCUACAUUAUUUUAUCAGUGCAUCAGCACUAUUUUUCCAAGAAAAAAAUAGUUAUUGGAAGACUGUAGUAUAAUUUUGACAGCUGAUUGCUAUGUUUAUAAAUUUCAACCUCAAAAAGUGUUUAUUUUUGUUUGUGAUUUUCUGCUGAUACCCAUUUUUCGAUGCUACCCACAGUAAAAUGGAAAACCACUGUAAAAAAUAAUUUUUAUGUCAUACCAAUACACAGUGGCGGAUCUAACAUGAAGCAAAGGACGCACUCUGCGUCGGGUCCCCAGAGCUGAGGGGCCCCACACAACAACAAAUAAUAAUAAUAAUAAUAAAUUCAUGAACAUGAAAUUCAAUUCAUGAAUAAAAAAAAAUAUGAAAUUAAAUUUUGAAAGUUACGGCAACGUUGUAUACCUUUGGGAAGCCUGUUGUGCGUGGGACGCAUAUUUUACUUUUUUGAUAUUUUUGUAUGUGGAGACUACAUCACAUGUUGUAUUUCUUUUGGUUUAAAUAAAAAUUCCUAAAUUUUUGCAAAUAAUUUUUUUUUUUCAGUUAAAUGAAAAAAAAAAAUUAUUUGCUUUCAUUGUUUUCAUAUGUUUCAUCUAUGUUUUUAAAAUUUGUCAAAUUUAAUUUUGCCGGCGGCGUCUGAGAGGCGGAGAGCAGAAAAAUGGUGGACACACAUGGUGAUUGGCGGGUUGUAUCGUGGACCUCGUCAAGCUUGUUUUUAUGAAGGUGGCGAUAAUGGGUUUCAAUCAUUUGCAGCCAAUCCAAUGACAUUUCCGGUUUAUUGAUGUGCCUACUGUCAAGGGUUGGAGUUGACGCACCUGUCAAUUUUUUUCCGCAUUCUUUUCUUCGGUAAAUUUUUUUUCACAAAUCACAUAACGUUACUUUCGACAGGGGGAAAAACAUGUCAUUGCGACGGCCGUUUCCACCAACCACAUAUUUUUGGGGAGCCUAAUUAUUUAUAAGUAUUUCUUAAAAUGACAGUUUUCCAUGGAGAAAUGUCAGUUUGAGGAAUACUUAUCGUAAAUGGCUUCCCUGAAAUAGUUGCUGGAAACGACCAUGAAACAAACAAACGCAUUGUUUGACCUCCCCUCGAAAGUGAGGUUAUGUGUGUGACGUCAGCUAAUGCCUCCAACACCACAAGAAAAAUACUUAAAAAAAGUAUGACAGGGUCCCAAUUUUUUUUUUGCAUCGGGCCCCGAAGGUCCUAGGUCCGCCACUGCCAAUACAUUAUUGUAUUUUUAUAUCUUAGAUACCAUCUACAUAAUUUAUUACUUUAUGCCCGUGCGGGCAUAAAGUACACAUUAUGGCCCGCGCGGGCAUAAAGACGCAAAAAACAGUUUUCAAUUAACUUAUUUUUUAUUAACGAAAUAUAAAUUUACGCUUAUAAACAUAUUAUUUUUGUCAAAAAAUUAUGAUGUUUGCACACUGAUGACAAUUUGCGAAGUGACACUUUUUUCCCAGGUAUUUAUUAUUCACAACCAACUGGUAUGACAUAAAAGUUUGUAUGCACCACGGGUACUAAUAGAUAUUAUAUACCCUCGGGCGACUUACGAACCCUCGGGCCAGAGGCCCUCGGCUUUGUAAGACUGUCGCCCUCAGGGCAUAAUCAUCUACUUAGUACCCUUGAUACAUAAAUAACUAUUUUAAGUAAAAUUACGUCAUCGUCGAAAAGCGAAACGUCAAAGUCGUCCAAAAUGUCAGAAAUUUAAGAUAAGGGUUUUUUUUUGGACCCAAUUGCGCAUGCGUAGAUGUUAAAAUAAGACUAAUUUAAAUACUGCUUGUCCUUAUUGCACGUCCAAUACAAUAACUCUCUAUUACCUAAGUACCUGGCGUUUUCCAAUUAAUAAUCGUAAAAAAAAGAAUCGGCGAUUAGGUCAAAACUUGAUAAUCGCAACAGUAAUCGUUCUGUCACUAUUAUAAGAAUAAGUACUAAUAGUGUUAACAUAUUAAUUUUAAUAAUAAUAUGUUUUAUAUUGAAGAAGUAACUUAGUUCUGUAUACCUUGUGACUUAAUUUGCUAAUAUUUUGUGUAAAAUAAUUUAUUAAAAUGUUAAUUUGUCUUUGUAUUGAUGAUAUUAAUCAGUGUUAUUAUAUUAUGAAGAUGUAAACUCAUUUAUAUUAAACCCUAAGAAAUAUAACUAAUUUUUUUUGUGCUUUAUUUUUCCAUAUGUUACAAUAUCACCUUUGUAGAGCAGAAAGGGGCCAAGCGGCAAUUGAACCAUUUUUGAGAUAACCACCAUAACAUCUUCAUACCCCAACUCACAUUGUCUGAAAACGUGACAAGUGGCAAGUACAGGGUGUCCCGGGACAUGCACCAAACUCGUCUCGUAUUAUUGGAGAGGUUGGAGAUUUUGUUGAGCGACAUUUCGGUCAAUUCCAUGUUGAUUUUGACUGACGAUCUCAACGUGAAUUUCUUGGACAAGUGCAAUCGAUCUAAUCAGUUACUGUGUAAUUUGUUGAACUCGUUCAACUUAAAGAUGCACGUGGAUCGGCCAACCCGCUUUUCCGCAUUCUCUACCUCAAUACUUGACUACUUCUGCAUCAAUUUCAAUCAGAUUAAAAUUCAGAGUGUAACGAUCAAUGCCGGUUUGCCUGACCACGAGGCAGUAAUGAGACUUGUGCCCUUUGGCGAUUAAGCACCCAUCGGAAUGGAAUUACGUUCUGGCUACUGUGAGCCCGUGUUGCUGAGUAAUUUUUACAUUGCCUUCCCUAUUGUCAGUAUAAAGAAGCGGAAGAGAAAAUCCUGGUUUACAAAGGGCCUUCGAACUUCUGGGAAAAAGAUGCACUCCCUUCAUUACGUCAGAAAGUUCUCUAUGAACAAUCCAAUAUUUUUGAACUAUUUUGAUAGGUACCGAAGGGUUUACAGAAGAUCGAUCAGGCUUGCAAAGUGGAAUUACUUUCAGAAUAGGAUAAAUUAUUCUUCUAAUAGAUCAUCGUAUUGUCACAAUAAGCUAAACGUCCGCCAGGCUGUCAAGAAUCUCUCGGUAUUAUUUCUUGAGUAUACUAGAAUCUAGUGAAUUAUUCUACUUAAUUCGGGAAAAUAAGAUUAUCGUGUGUAUUCUAGAUUUUACAGGAAUAGAUUUAGGGAUAUAUAAAGGCGGCUAUUGCUUUGUAGUUUUAAGUUAAAGUUUGACUGUGAUACGAGUUAAAUAGUGAUUAUUCAGUUGUAAAGUUUAAUUGUUAAGUUAGUUAUUAAAGUAAUUAGUGUCAGAGUGUUUUGUUAAGUAGAAUAAAUUAUUGCUGUGUUAAUUGGACUUUGAUUUUUUGGAAUAAACGAAACGAACCACGAACCCAAGAAUUUUGUCAGCAGGCAACCCAAAGCUGCGACAGUAUAUUCUAGCACAUGCAGCCCUUAAGGCCCAUUUAUAAACUUGACGUUGCAAUUCCGUUACCGUUUGCGCCUGCCGUUGUGAACAUAAAAAUAUAGGAUUCCAUAAGAUCGCUUAUAUUCGCUGUCGGCGGUGGAGGAUUGACAGUUUGGGUCGGUAUCUAACACAUCGGAAGAACAGAACUCGUCGUAUCCUAGUAUUUCGGGGCAACGUUAACGGCCAAGUGUCCCUGGAUAAAUGUCAGAUUCCGCAAGUUCUCCGGCAUGCUCGAAAUUAUGGCGGGGAUUUUGUUCUUGUAGACGAUAAUGCUCAGCUUCAUCGAGCAUUAUUAGUGAACCGGUAUCUGCGAGGACAAAAGUUCAAUCGUACCGAAUUGCCUGCUAGAUCCUCAGACAUGAAUCCAAUUGAGCACGUCUGGAGCUGAAUAAAGUUAGAACUUUCCCGGGAAGAACGUCAGCCAGAAGCUCUAGACCAGUGGUUCCCAAACUGGGGGGCGCGCCCCCCUGGGGGGGCGUGAAGCAACAUUAAGGGGGGC